Messenger RNA from Peronospora belbahrii, 291 nucleotides. The record is from the annotation of a GenBank genome assembly. NCBI's taxonomy places the organism in Eukaryota, Oomycota, Peronosporomycetes, Peronosporales, Peronosporaceae.
AUGGAGAUCAAAGUGCUGUACUUUGCGUCGGCGCGAGAGGAGAUCGGUCUUCGUGAGGAGAAGACACAGCUGCCAGACGGGAUCAAUGCCACAUUGGCGUCACUGUGGCACCUGCUAGUCGACAAGUCCCCGCACCCCGCCUCCACUAUCGAGAUCAUUACGCUUGCGCGCAACCUUGAAUACUCGGGGGAUGACGUGGCACUGGCGGACGGAGACGAAGUAGCGCUAAGUCCGGCGGAUAGCACGAAGAAAACAAAGACAAGUACACACGCGACCGAACCAAGAACUUGA